UGAGUAUCGUACGCUGAAGAGGCCAAUUGCGCGCCUGUGUGGAAUCAUAAAAGUCAAAUUUGAAAAGUUUCAAAUUCAAAAACGAAAACAACAGUUCCGCUAACCGGACAUUUCCACCUUCACAUUUUUGCUUAGAACAACCAACAACACACACAGCCAAUAUGAGUGAUACCUUGAUUGAUGAGGAUCUGACCCCCGAGCAAAUUGCCGUGUUGCAAAAGGCCUUCAACAGUUUCGAUCACCAAAAAUGCGGCAGCAUCUCAACUGAAAUGGUCGCUGAUAUUCUGCGUCUUAUGGGUCAGCCCUUCGACAAGAAGAUCUUGGAGGAAUUGAUCGAGGAGGUCGAUGAGGACAAGUCGGGUCGCUUGGAAUUCGAAGAAUUCGUACAGCUCGCCGCUAAAUUCAUCGUUGAGGAGGAUGAUGAAGCCAUGCAAAAGGAGUUGCGUGAAGCCUUCCGUUUGUAUGACAAACAGGGCAAUGGCUACAUUCCCACCUCUUGCUUGCGUGAAAUCUUGCGAGAAUUGGACGAUCAACUGACCAAUGAGGAGUUGGACAUCAUGAUUGAGGAAAUCGAUUCUGAUGGUUCCGGUACCGUUGAUUUCGAUGAAUUCAUGGAAAUGAUGACUGGCGAAUAAAUAUUUAUUUUAAUAUUUGUAAACUAGAAAUAUUUUCGAUUUUCAUUUUUUGUAUAUAAUACAUCUAAAUACAAUUGUAGCUGAAUAUUAGACACACACACAACCACACACAUAUAUAGAAACACAUGUAAAUAAACACCAGAACAAUGUAGAACGGAAUAUCAACACCAUAAUGGCAAACAUAACAGAAAUCAUAUAGAUUUGUUAAACACCAAAUUUUGCCAAAUAAAUUCGUUUAAUUUUUUUUGUAUA
This is a messenger RNA of Ceratitis capitata (Mediterranean fruit fly), 887 nucleotides long. RefSeq names its product troponin C. Gene Ontology annotation, molecular function: enzyme regulator activity; calcium ion binding. The transcript has 4 exons. The record is from RefSeq and is a predicted model, not a curated record. Lineage: Eukaryota; Metazoa; Arthropoda; Insecta; Diptera; Tephritidae. Bases 162 to 635 code for a protein of 157 amino acids.